Morchella importuna is the source of this 492-nucleotide messenger RNA. RefSeq lists its product as uncharacterized. Gene Ontology annotation, biological process: copper ion transmembrane transport. The transcript has 4 exons. Gene Ontology annotation, molecular function: copper ion transmembrane transporter activity. Lineage: Eukaryota; Fungi; Ascomycota; Pezizomycetes; Pezizales; Morchellaceae. The record is from RefSeq and is a predicted model, not a curated record. Gene Ontology annotation, cellular component: membrane. Bases 1 to 492 code for a protein of 163 amino acids.
AUGGAUCAUAUGAUGGCAGAACACGACAUGAGUGGGCAUGAUAUGAUGGCUUCAAAUCAUCGCUGUCAGAUGAGCAUGCUAUUCACCUGGAAUACCGAGAACCUUUGCUUGGUUUUCCGCUGGUGGCACGUCUCGAAUACCUUUACUUUAAUUCUCUCCCUUCUCGGUGUGGUUGCGCUCUCAGCCGGAUAUGAGUUUGUCCGCGAGAUCUCUCGUCGUUAUGAGGCACGCGUUGACGCCGAAAACGCGAGUCUUAGCACAUCUGAUGAAUCGAGCUCAUUGCUACCAGGGAGGAAUAUAACAUCUGCAUCUAAGAGAGGUCAUAUUGGAAAAGCGAUUUUUUACGGUAUUCAGGUUUUUUAUUCGUUUUUCAUAAUGCUUUUAUUUAUGACUUACAACGGAUGGGUGAUGAUCGCAGUGGCUGUGGGAGCUUCACUGGGAUACACUAUCUGGGGCGGUGCCUCGGCCACAAAGUCUGUUGCGUGCCAUUAG